CAAUUGCCAUCUCUAUCCGCAAAGCUUACACCAAGCAAAUUCUUACCCAGGGAUUCAGUCAAUUUCUCAUCUCGCCGAAGCCGUGGAAAACCCCCCAAGACACCCAGCAACUUCAAUUUGCAUGCAUUCUCUCCCCUCGCAUAAAUUCAUUCAGAAGAUCGCAAGGAAGAGAAGUAAUCAAAUUUACUGAUUGAGUAGAAAUUAGAAAAAGAAGUCUUGGGAUUGAGAGCUACAAAUAAUGUCGUGGUUGCGAUCGGCGGUCAACAAGGCAGUGGAGGUGGGGAACAAGAACAACCUCACCCGCACCGUGAAGAACUAUGCUGACUCCGUCGUUCAUCAAGCCGGCCAAGCUGUUGCCGAGGGCGCCAAACUCCUCCAAGAUCGCAUGGGUGGUCGAAACAUUAAAAGCUUCAAGCAGACUGUGCGAAGGUUGGAAGAGGCUUCCAUUUCAUGCAGGGGACGCGAGAGAGUUGAGUUGAUGAGACGAUGGUUAGCUGUCCUGAAAGAAACUGAAAAAUCUUAUGGUAUUACUCUUGAAGAUAAGGACAAGAACAAUGAGCAGCAUCAACUUGUUGAAGAACCAAAGGAGAGCCCAAGAAGACAGUCAAUGGUGUUGUACUGGGACCCAGAUAUGGGGGGUGAACCUUUGACUUUUCGUGAUGUCUUUCUUUGCAGUCAGGCUUUGGAGGGAAUAUCCAUAUGUAUGAUUCUUGAAGCUCCAAAUGAAGAUGAAGUUUCUAUGCUCCUUGAAUUGUUUGGUCUCUGCCUCACAGGAGGGAAAGAAGUGCAUAAUGCAAUAGUGAGCAGCAUUCAAGAUCUUGCAAAAGCUUUCUCCAGCUACCAAGAUGAAGUAUUGGUUAAGAGAGAGGAAUUGCUUCAAUUUGCUGAAGGAGCCAUCACAGGGUUGAAAGUCAAUGCUGAUGUUCAGAGGUUAAAGAAUGCCCAAAUCAAUGCAGAAGUCGCUGUUUUGAAGAAACAACUGGAUGAAUUAGGAGCAUCACAUAGUCAUGGUGGUGAUGUUCAUGAAACAAUCAUUAAACAGAGCACUGCUCCGACAAUAGAGGAUCUUAAAGCGGCACUUGCGCCUAUCCGAGUUUGUUCCAGAUUAGAAGGGCUUCUACUGAAAAAGAAAGCUCUUAGAUAUGGAGACACAGCUGAAAUUCAUUCUCAAAAGGUUGAUAAGUUGAAAGUCUUGUUGGAAUCUUUGGCGAGCUCUUCCUCAAAAGCUGAGAAGCGCAUCUCUGAUAACAGGCUUCAUAAAGAAGAUGCAUUGAAGUUCCGAGUGAGCAAAGCCAGUGAAGUUAGUGAAAUAGAAAAGGAACUAGCAGCUGAAAUUUCUGUUCUUGAAAAACAGAGGGAUGAACUUGAAGCUCAAUUGAAGAAGGUUAAUAUCUCCCUGUCUGCUGUACAAGCUCGUCUUCGCAACGUAGUGGAAGAGAGGGAUCAGUUCUUUGAGGCCAAUGAUCAGAUUGUUGCCCAUUUAAAAAAUAAGGAGGAUGAACUAGCAAAAUCCAUUACUUCAUGUCGUGCAGAAGCAGAUGUUCUUAGUACAUGGAUCAAUUUUUUGGAAGAUACAUGGUCUCUUCAGUGUUCAUAUGUGGAGACUAAGGAGAAGGAAGUCAAUGCUGAAUUGGAGAGACAUGAAGGUUAUUUCACAAAGUUGGUCGGACAGCUGCUCUCUUCUUAUGAGAAAGAGUUGAGACCUUUUAUUGAUCGCAUUGGGAAGUAUGUGGAGAACUUGAAGAGCUUAAAUGAAGGGUUGGCGAUGACAUCUAAAGUGGAAGCUGAUGUUUCCGAAAUGUUGAACCCAAGGAGGAAUCUUGAGGAGGAAUACCUGGAUUAUGAAGCUAAGAUAAUAACAACUUUCAGCAUAGUAGACAACAUGAGAGAGCAAUUCUAUGCCCAACAGGGGAAAAUCUCCAGUAAAGAGAAUCUGAAGGUUAAAGAGCUAUUUGACAAUAUUGAGAAGCUAAGAGAGGAAUUUGAAUCCAUCGAAAGACCUACCUUAGAAAUGGAGAAUCCAACAAAAGAGACAGACAUAUCCUCUGGUGAAAAGCAGCAGGAAAGUGUUACAAAUUCUUUUACAGAACAAGCAGCAAAGGAACUUAAUGCUGGGAAAGUUAACAAUGACCCUCAGCCACCACCAGUUAAGUCAGAGCAGGUGCUGGACCCUGAGGCAGAAUUGGCAAAACUGGAGUCUGAAUUCGGAAAGGUAAACCGGGAUUACUCUGCAGAAGAAAUUGGUGAAUGGGAAUUUGAUGAGCUUGAGAGGGAGUUGAGAUCUGGUGACUCGUCAAGAAAGUAGAUGUGUCAAGUUAUCAAGAUUGGUAAGUAUUUCAUACCGUUCAAUUGCCAGUUGUACAAUCUAGAUGAAGGAUUUUGAACUCAAGCAUAUUUUGGCCUUGGAGUUCAUUGUAACGUUUCUGCCAUUUCAAUAUAUUUGUUUUUCUGUAAAUUCUCAUACAACCUUGUAUGAACAUCUGUAAAAUCAGAGGAUGUUUGGCGCUUGAUGUAUGUAAUGUAUUCAGCUGAGUAUGGUUAAAAGA
Messenger RNA from Sesamum indicum (sesame), 2546 nucleotides. Its product is annotated as structural maintenance of chromosomes protein. NCBI's taxonomy places the organism in Eukaryota, Viridiplantae, Streptophyta, Magnoliopsida, Lamiales, Pedaliaceae. The record is from RefSeq and is a predicted model, not a curated record.